Molecule: messenger RNA, 2098 nt
Organism: Thrips palmi
Lineage: Eukaryota; Metazoa; Arthropoda; Insecta; Thysanoptera; Thripidae
Exons: 4
Coding region: 68-1891 (607 amino acids)
Molecular function (GO): protein binding
Source: RefSeq, a predicted model, not a curated record
AGCCGUUUCAGUUCUACUUGCUUCCGCCUCUGAGCAGCAGCAGCUCGCUAAAGCCUCCACCUCCGCCAUGGGAGUCGGAUUGCGAGCCCGGCCACCCCCCACCCCUGGCCCAGCUGAGUCGCCGUCGCCGCGUCGAGUCCGUCAGCAGUCGGCGUCGGCAGCAGCCAGCAACGCCUCACAACAGCUCGUGUUCGUGCAGCUCUGCACAGCUCUGUGGUUUACACCUUAUUUCUUUGCUACGGAUGCGGAGGAUACUUUCGAGUCCUACGGAAUAUACAAGUCUCGACACCGCUUCAUCCUGCGUGGGCCGCACUCAAGACUUAAAGCGCUUCUCGAGGGAGACUUCAUCCUCGACCACUGUCGGAACCUGACGGUCAUGGAGUCCUUGCGGAAGUCUCCAAAAGCUGCUGCGGACGGCCAAACCAUGGCGAAGGAAGAAGUCCCGUCGCAGGGACCGAACGAAGAGACGUCGCUGCUGUCGCUGCCGGACGACGACCUGCUGAGCGUGCUGGAGUACCUGAGCACGCCAGACCUGCUGUCCUGCCGGGCGGUGUGUCAUCGCUUGCGGGACGUCGCUCUUCGGCCGGAGCUGUGGCGGCGACGCAGCUUUAACUUCGGGCGACGGCGGCCACGCAGCUUUGACGGCUCCGACUGCUUUGACUUCGGGCCACGCGACCUCCCCACGAGAAGUCUCGAAGCCGCCGUCCUGCGCGUGGCGCCGUGUGCCUCCAGCCUGUCCAUGUGGUUUGCAGCCCACAGCGACGCGCUCGGCACGCUGGCCGCCACGACCAGAUGCGCGGCGGCCGAGUUGAUCCUUGUGGUGGGCAACGACCCCGCGCGGAUGGAAGCGGCCAAACUCGUGAUCCGCAACCAGGCGGCGCUGGGGACGCUCAGGACUCUAAACGUGUCCGUGGACAGCCUCAUAGCCAUCGACGCCCUCGCGGACCUGCUGGCGGAGGCCUUCUCUACCCAGGGCCUGACCCGGUUGGUCGUGUGGGUAGACCGGAAGGUGGAGUGGCCCAAGGGGUCUGAGCCCGCGCCGCUGAUCCCGGCGUCCAUCAAGGAGGUGGCCCUCACGAACGUGGACCCCCGCUUCGUGCACUGCGUGCUGCGCUCGCACGCCGCCACGCUGCAGGCCGUGAUGCUGAGGUGGGACUGCCAUGGCGUGGCGCCGCUGCUGGCCGCCAUCCCCGGGCUGCGGCACUUGGACUGCCCCGUGAUGGAGGACCUGCCGCUGGUGGCGAAGUGCGCGUCGCUGCGCUCCCUCAACCUGACCGUGAAGGAGUGCCACGACGAGGCUUCGUUCCAGGCCGCGGCGGCCUUCCUGCGCGCCGCCACGCACCUCGAGGAGCUGCAGCUUGAUGGCUACAGCCUGAGCUCCGUUCCCGUGGAGCAGGGGCUGCUGACGGCGCUGGCGUCCUCGGGCCGCGACGCGCUGCGGAAGCUGGGCUUCUCUUUCUUCACUGAACUCGACGACCGCCUCGAGAUGGAGCUGGCCUCGGCUCUGCCCGGACUGCCCGCCCUGGAGUGGCUCGUCCUGCCCCGCAGUGUGUUCCGGCGCGUCCAAGCCGCCAUCAACCCCGGCAGUUUGCCUCGUCUUCGCGGCCUCAGCAUUCCCGAAUGGACGUACGAGGCCGUGUGCGCGCACGCCUCCAUGCACGAGCCGGACGUGUGCCGCGUCCUCGCCAGCUACACGCACUUCCUCCUGGUCGUGAGAAACCGUUUGUGCGGGGAGCAGCGGCGGUGCGAGCACUGCGCCAAGGGCUGCCACGGCGUGCCAUGGCCAACUGGCGAGUUUCUGGUGGGCUUCUACACGCACGAAGCGCCCGGCAAGGAGGCAGUGGAUGGAUUGAGCUGGGGGUCUCCAUGCGAGACGUGGAUGAAAGUGUGAUGCGAUUCUUCUUUGCUCGUUUAUAGCGCGCUAGCAUUUUCAUCUUGAGUGCAAGAAUUGUUCUACGUAAUAUCAUCGUGAAGGUCCUCUAUGGAAUGUAAGUGUUGUGGAAGCGUAAGAACAUGUUCAAAUCAAUCUAUAGGAAAGACCAAUUCGUUAAAAUUUAAUGUUUGUUAUGUGGAAAGGACUCAAUUGCUUAUCUGUCAA